GACUGAGCUUCCUGGUUACUGGCUGGUGGAGGCGCCUUUUUUCUUCUCCUCUCCCUCUCUCAUUCUUUUCUUUAAACAUUAACAAGCCAGGAAAAUAUUAUCUAAUCAUAACUAAAAGACUAACUGUGUACAUCCUGAAUUCACCCUGGUGAGCUGGCACAAACAAAAGAGAGAAAAUACGGGCUGUAAAGUCGCUCCAAUAAGCCUGUAAAUUGUGCCCAUGUGCUACAAUAACACAUUUUUGAGAUCCUCUGUAUAAAUAUAAGAUCUGCCAUUGGAUUACAAUCGCUGUUUUUCUCAGGGUCGACCCACCUCAUUCAGUGCACAGUAGUAGUAGCAGCAGCUCACUGCGUCGAGGCGCGGUGCAUUGAGAAAAACAAGCUGCAGCCUGAACCGGAUAAUGCUCUGAAUUUAGGACAAAGCAGCAACCGGAGGAGCUUGAAAGUCGCUUUUUUUAUUAUCCCCUGGCGGUCUGUUGCUAACCUACAGCCAUAUUUCUUUUAGCAGCGUGCAGGCUGGUACCGGUGGACCUAUUUUUUUUGCAGGUUAGAUGAUAAUAAUAACAGUAGCGUGGGUUAUUCCGGAGUCGGAGGCGGUGGUGAAGCUGAACUGGGUGCUUUUUUUGUUGGCAGAAGCUCAGGUGAUUAAGUUAAAAUAUUAAAAAAGGGAGAGAGAGAGAAAAGCGGUGAGUGACAAGAGGCUGCAGUAAAGUGGGGGGAGAGGUGGUGGUGGUGGUAGUGAUGGUGGUGGAGGGGGGUGGAGGGGUCUGUCGAAGAAAUCAAGUCAAUAGAAACUGAAGUGGAUGUAGGCGCUUAGAGCUGUGACGUCACUUUCUACAUUGAGCCAGUAGUAGAGGAGAGUCAGUGGAGAUAGAUAGAGGAGCGCCGUAGUAAAGUACACACCGUCAUGAACUUCUCCCUCUAAAACUUCAACCUUGUUGCUCUAGAAGUCGGAGAGAGGACGAGAUUACAUUUUUUGUUGUUGUUCGACUAACGGAAAUUGCUCUUUAUUCGCUUUCUUUUUGCGGGGGAGUUCGGGAGGAAGGAAAAAAACAAGAGAGAGCGGGGGAAGAAGGCAACAUUUUGGGUUUCUUUUCGGGGGGUCGACGACGAGCGCUAUGUCGUCCGCGGCGGUCGCUGCUUCUUCCAGGAGGCAGUCGUGUUAUUUAUGCGACUUGCCCCGCAUGCCUUGGGCCAUGAUCUGGGAUUUUACCGAGCCCGUCUGCAGGGGAUGUGUCAACUACGAAGGAGCAGACCGCAUUGAGUUUGUCAUCGAGACGGCCCGACAGCUUAAAAGGGCUCACGGUUUUCAGGAGGGCAGGUCUCCCGGGCCGGGGAAGUCGCAGCUCUCCGGGAAGGAGAUCCAGGCGAUCAACCACGCUGCGGGGGGAGAUCCGGGCUCCCGGCCGCCGCAGCCUCUGGACCGCUACCCUCUGUCCGACCGCCCGCCCAGGCUGGGUCCAGAGUAUCAGCCUAGAGGGCAGACAAACGGCAUCCAGCUCCCUAAUGGAUUUCCUAAGCCUGACGAGCCACCAGAGCUGAACCGCCAGAGCCCCAACCCGCGCAGGAAUAACACGGUGCCCCCGAAUUUAGUGCCUUUGCCUAACGGGGGCUUGACCCCGGGGCAUGCCGUCAACGGCAGGAACCCGAUCGGGCUUUCCUCCACUCUGGCGGGCGGUAGUCCCGCCGACAUGGGCAAGAGACCCGCCUCGGUCUCCAGCACCGAGCACGACAGAGAGCUGAAGGAGAAGCACAGACCCGACAGUCUCACGCCGGAGAUCUCGGAGAGCCACAAAAACAGGGCAGACCCGGACUGGAUGGGCAAAGGCAAAACGGUGAGGGACCUGAUGGCUCUGCACACCACGUUCGAGACCAGGUACAAGAAGGACCAUGUGCCCAUGCCACAAAGAGCUAUGGUCUAUGAGCCCGGCCCCACUCUUUCCAAGUCAGACAGAGGAAAACAUCCCCGGGGGAGCAACAAGAGAAAAGCAUCACCUGAACCGGAGGGAGAGGCGACAGCUGCCAAGCUCAACGGAGAGGGACAGCAGUGGUUACCACCACCUACUGACGGACUGAAAAUGCCUCCAGUUCCCCCGCCAAGCUUCGCCUCUCCCCCUUCCACAAUAUCCCCUCACUCCCGCACCACCCCACCGGAGGCAGCUCAGAAUGGUCAGUCCCCCAUGGCGGCGCUCAUCAUGGCUGCAGACAACGCAGGUGGGAACAGCUCUCCCAAGGACGCCAACCAAGUCCACUCCACCACCCGGAGGAACAGCAGCAGCCCCCUGUCGCCGUCCUCCAUUAAUCAGAGGAGGCUGGCGCAGAGAGAGGCGCCGAGUGCAGGCACCCCCCAUGUGCCAGGCAUGGACCAAGUGCACCCCCCACAAAGCAUUCCGGACUCCUCUGUACCCAGCAGCAUACCUCUGUGCUGCACGCUGUGCCACGAGCGUUUGGAGGACACACACUUUGUUCAGUGCCCGUCUGUGCCCUCUCACAAGUUCUGCUUCCCAUGCUCAAGGGAAAGCAUAAAGCAGCAAGGCGCCACGGGUGAAGUGUACUGUCCAAGUGGAGAGAAAUGCCCCCUGGUUGGCUCGAACGUACCAUGGGCUUUCAUGCAAGGAGAAAUCGCCACCAUCCUUGCAGGAGAUGUCAAAGUAAAAAAGGAGAGGGACCCUUGAUUUUUUUCUUUUUUUUGUCUGAACACUUCUUUGGGGAGGGGAAGCAAAAAAAAUAUGAGUAUAAAUAUAUAAAUAUCACAUACAUACCAUUCAAACAAACUAACGGACUUGUACAUAUUGGACCCAAGGGAAGAGUAUACUUCGUAAAACAUGGUUGUAUAAUUUUUGAUUUUUGAAUACAUUGUGUUUCUAUAUUUUUGAAGAUAAAGGUAUGUACUCAUUAUAAUGAACUACGUUCCUCUUUGUUGAUGUUUAACAAAAAAUUCUUGAUGUACUUCUAGGUCUGGUGGCAGUUCCUGUUUAACGUAGAAUGUGACUAAUGCUACUCUACGAGCACUUGGCAAAACUAAAAAUGCUUUUAGCUGUACUUGUAUGCACUUGUUUAAAAAUUGCCAAAUACAAUUUCUGAUCUUGUAUGAA
Messenger RNA from Neolamprologus brichardi, 3094 nucleotides. It is a transcript of the gene irf2bp2a, whose product is annotated as interferon regulatory factor 2 binding protein 2a. Gene Ontology annotation, cellular component: nucleus. The record is from RefSeq and is a predicted model, not a curated record. Gene Ontology annotation, biological process: regulation of transcription by RNA polymerase II. NCBI's taxonomy places the organism in Eukaryota, Metazoa, Chordata, Actinopteri, Cichliformes, Cichlidae. Gene Ontology annotation, molecular function: transcription corepressor activity.